GUCUAGCUGGGGUUGAGAACUUCAGGAUCUGAACCAGAAAAGGAAAUAUUUCUGCUCAACUAAGAACAAGAUGCAAUUCGUCAGCAAAGAGAAUAUAGAAGAACGAUGUGGCCUGUGCAGCAAAAUCUGCAAUAUAACUGUGCAGGUGAUAGCUGGUCUAAUAUGGACUGCACUAGGUAUUGCUAUGAUUGUUGUAGGUGCCCUAAACCUAAACAAUUGUCCAGCUAACCGUUUCAUACCAAUCUAUCUUGUUGUUGCUGGAGCCUUCAGCCUUGGUUAUUGGAUUCUGUUUCCUCUACAAUUCUGCUUACCUACCCUAAGGAAAAUCCUGGCUGUCCUUUUUGCUCUUUUUUGGUUUGCCUGGUUCAUUGCAGGAAGCGUGUGGGUGUUUAGAGCAUACCGCCCACCGGCAACGGGCGUAUGCAACAUUAGCAUGUACCUCUUUGCUUUCUCAAUCCUGAUCAUACAAUAUAUAUUGAUUGGACUCGGAAUAAUUUCUGGUCUAAUUACCUGCUGCUGCUCUUCAAUCUUGUGUUGCGCUCGGAAAGUCUGAGCUCCAAGAAAGAAGCAAAUGAUCGAACAAUGGCAAUUUAACCACUUCUAAUCUAAAUUAUUGUUAUUAUUAUUAUACUAUUAAAAUCCUUAUUAGUGACAAAUCGGAGUUGGGUGUUAACACAGACACAGAUUUCUUUUAGAAGUCUUAUUGUUCUGAGGAAUUAUUAUAAUAUUAAAGUCAAAUUCAUAAUGUACUUCAUAAAUGCCUUGCUACAGUAUCACAUAUGAUGCGAGAUGGUGGCACAUUUCUGAUGGGUGAAAUAAAUGAAUACAUGCUUUAUUCAUGAAUACACAGUUGAAACAUAGAUUGCAGUAUGUUUCCAGAGAGAAAGCUGGUAAUAUUAAUAUUUGGACUAACACCAAGAAACUGGCUAAGGAAUAUUUAGAUUUAAAAAAAAAUACAUUCUUGAUAGAUUCUCGUGUACGCUUGUAACGUAUAUCUGUGUUACCAGGCGUCCCCUUGUUAGCUCUCCAG
Molecule: messenger RNA, 1030 nt
Organism: Pelobates fuscus (common spadefoot toad)
Lineage: Eukaryota; Metazoa; Chordata; Amphibia; Anura; Pelobatidae
Product: transmembrane protein 272-like
Exons: 7
Coding region: 71-553 (160 amino acids)
Source: RefSeq, a predicted model, not a curated record